This is a messenger RNA of Jatropha curcas, 2039 nucleotides long. RefSeq names its product C-terminal domain phosphatase-like 4 (gene CPL4). The record is from RefSeq and is a predicted model, not a curated record. NCBI's taxonomy places the organism in Eukaryota, Viridiplantae, Streptophyta, Magnoliopsida, Malpighiales, Euphorbiaceae. Gene Ontology annotation, molecular function: RNA polymerase II CTD heptapeptide repeat phosphatase activity. Gene Ontology annotation, cellular component: nucleus.
UGUAGGAUUUACCAAAACGACACCGCACUCAUCCAAUGUUCUCUGUUCCACUUCCAUAGUCCAGUUUCUCGACUCCGAAAGUCGCCACAGUCGCCCAAAGCAUCUUUGUUAAUCAUCCCUCUCUCCGCUAGCUAAGAAAGAAAAAAUUGACGCAGCAGAGAAGCCCAUUCCGCCACCUCUCUCUAAUUUGUUUUUGUUAUUAGUUGCCUUCGUGCAGAAGAAUUGUGAAAAUUGGUUUCUUCUCGAAUUGGUUCGUAGAAAACAACACCGUACUGAGGAUGGGUGUUUAUCGGAAUUGAGCCGGUUUCUUUUGUAGGGCUUCUCUUUGCUGUCCAUAUUAACUCUUCUUUCUUUCCCAAUAAUCCCAUCAUCUCAGCCAUUCAAAACGACAGAUGAGUCUUGUGACUGAUUCUCCGGUACACUCGUCUAGUAGUGAAGACUUCGCAGCUUUACUUGAUGCGGAGUUGGAUUCUAAAUCUUCUGACUCAUCACCAAAUGAUGAUGAUGAAGAAGAAGAAGAAGAAGAAGAAGAAGAAGAAGAAGAAGAAGCUAAGGAUGAACCAGAAGAUGAUCCUGACAUAGAAAGCAAGAGGAUAAAAAGGUCUAGAGUGGAGACAUUGGAGAACGUAGAGGAUCCUAAGGGAUCGACUUUUCAUGGAUCCCUAGAUUUGAACUUAGGAGCAUCCUCAAGUAAGGUUGCAUGCACACAUCCAGGAUCUUUUGGAGACAUGUGUAUAAUUUGUGGGCAAAGGUUGAAUGAGGAAACUGGUGUCACAUUGGCCUACAUACACAAGGGGUUAAGGCUUGGCAAUGACGAGAUUGUGCGAUUACGCAACUCAGAUACGAAAAAUUUAUUACGCCAUAAAAAGCUUUACUUGGUUCUUGAUCUAGACCAUACAUUGCUGAACUCUACUCAGCUUAUGCAUAUGACAGCAGAAGAGGAAUAUCUGAAGAGUCAACUAGAUUCUCUGCAAGAUGUUUCUAAUGGUAGCCUCUUCAAGUUGGACUUCAUGCACAUGAUGACCAAGUUAAGGCCCUAUGUGCACACAUUUCUGAAAGAAGCAAGUCAAAUGUUUGAGAUGUACAUAUACACUAUGGGUGAUAGGGCAUAUGCUUUGGAAAUGGCGAAAUUACUUGAUCCUAGAAGGGAGUACUUCAAUGCUAGAGUUAUUUCACGUGAUGAUGGAACUCAAAGACAUCAAAAAGGUCUUGAUAUUGUUCUGGGCCAAGAAAGUGCUGUUCUGAUACUUGAUGAUACAGAAACUGCAUGGACAAAGCAUAAAGAUAAUUUGAUCUUGAUGGAAAGAUAUCACUUUUUCGCUUCAAGUUGUCACCAAUUUGGCUUCAGCUGCAAAUCCCUUUCUGAGUUGAAAAGUGAUGAGAGUGACUCUGACGGAGCACUUGCAUCUGUUCUUAAAGUUUUAAGGAGAAUUCACCAUAUUUUCUUUGAUGAACUGAUGGACGUUAAUCUUGAUAGCAGAGAUGUGAGACAGGUGUUGAAAACUGUCCGUAAGGAUGUACUGGAAGGAUGCAAAAUUGUCUUCAGUCGAGUUUUCCCUACCCAAUUCCAGGCCAACAAUCACCAGCUAUGGAAAAUGGCUGAGCAGUUGGGAGCCAUUUGCUCUACAGAACUUGACUCUUCGAUAACACACGUUGUUUCCACGGAAGCUGGCACUGAGAAGUCACGUUGGGCUAUGAAGAAUAAGAAGUUUUUAGUUCACCCGCGGUGGAUAGAGGCAGCAAAUUAUUUGUGGCAAAGGCAGCCUGAAGAGAAUUUCAGCGUCAACCAACCCAAACAUCAAUAGUGAAAUGUUAAUGUAGAUGUAAACCUUUUCUUUUUCUUUUUCAGUGGUUGGUAGUUUUGGGGGGCAUCUUUUUUGUUUAGCAAUGUAGAUCAGUUCCUCUAUCAUCUCACAGUCUAGAGUAUAUGUGCCACUAUGGGUAUUGUGGUUUAUGGAAUCAUGUAAAAUACCUGAUGUGGCUGAUAGUUUUUGAUUGAUCUCACAUUAAGAGGUGAAUGAUAAAAUUUUAGUUCACUU